AAUAAGGUCACAUGUACCACCUAGCUAUCUGCGUUAUAUGUGUUAUCUAGUGUAAUACAUCCAUGCCAACCUAUGCUGAUUUAAACAUGGCACACAGGGGUAGUAUUUUGUAUAUUGCAUUAUCCAUCGCAAUUCUUCCGUUUUCAAAAGCAGUUACUUCCAACACUAACCUGAUCUACAAAUGUCAAACAAAUGGGUGGGACAUCCGGCUGGAUAUUACGUCAUUUGGUUAUGGCGUGACGUCGUCAACUGCUGACGACGUUUCCCUUGGGACAGUUACCUGCAAAGGCAGAAUGGAAGGUCAUGACCUGGUAUUCAGAUACCCGUAUGAAGCCUGCAAAACAGAUAUCUCGAUCAGUAAAGAAAGGGUUUGGUUCACGAACACCUUGCAAAUGGUGAACUCCAGUGCGGCAGUAGGCGUGGUCGCCCCACCCGCCUGGAACAUCCAGGUUGCAUGUUACAUGGCCGACGUACAGACACCACGAGUACGGUAUACUCCACUGCGUAUGUCCACUCAACGUGGAGUCAGACAGGCAACCGACCAACCGCCCACCGUGCACCCUGCAACAACUCCGGACGCAACAAACUACCAACGCACCGCUACAUACGAACAAUCGACAGGAGAUGGGUCUGGGUCACACACAACCCGGAAGCCUGUUGUGCCAUCUGUGUGCAACGUUUGCAGCGGUGGAACAUGCGGUAUUAUCCCCGCCAUGGAAAAGACGCAGACGUGCACGAGGACGGAGCCAUUCUGCAUGAACUCAGUUAAGAAGGAUGCCCAAGGACAUACAACAUACGUGAAAGAGUGCGCCGGACAGAAUCGUUGUGAGAGGCUAUGGUGGGAGCAGACCUCUGAUGACCAGAGGUGUAUCCCGUUCAACCCGGGCUACACUGGAGACCUCGAGUGUCAUUACUGCUGCACAACAGACGGCUGUAACAAAGUCUUCGUCCCUAGCAAGGCUACGCUGUACAAAGGAAAGGAUUAAUAGUUAAUAUAUAGUCAGGUGUAUUUUUUUUAAUAAUAAUUUUUUUUCACCACCGAGCAUGAUAACCACAUUUACCAAAAAAAAAAUCACAAUUGUUUCUAUGCCUGAUACAGAUUUAAACGAGAAAAGUGACCUCACAUAGUAUCUAUAUAGCUUCACCGGCACGACAAGCAGUGUGUGAAAAUUGCAAAAAAUAUAAAUUUGUAAUUUAAAUUUUUUCUCACCCUAUUGACCCUCUUGUUGUUUAAAAAAAUCAAUAAUUAAAGGGUCUAUUUUAUCAUUUAUUUUACCACCGACCCAAGAAGAAUAAAUCCGAAAACCAGCAUAUUAGAAAUACGCCUCAGUGAGUGCUGCACAACAAUGUCAACAAUAUUCCAGCUUUUAUAUAAACUGUAAGUCGUAGCAGUUAUAAAACGUGGAUCUUGUUUUAGUAGAAUUAUUACUUAGCUUGUUGUGUCUUCUCUCUAUUAUUAUGAUUAAUUGUGAUUAAACUCUAAAUAUGAAA
This is a messenger RNA of Haliotis rufescens (red abalone), 1491 nucleotides long. RefSeq lists its product as uncharacterized. Lineage: Eukaryota; Metazoa; Mollusca; Gastropoda; Lepetellida; Haliotidae. The coding region runs from base 63 to 986 and encodes 307 amino acids. The record is from RefSeq and is a predicted model, not a curated record. The transcript is spliced from 6 exons.